Molecule: messenger RNA, 1870 nt
Organism: Zeugodacus cucurbitae (melon fly)
Lineage: Eukaryota; Metazoa; Arthropoda; Insecta; Diptera; Tephritidae
Product: hexokinase type 2
Exons: 2
Coding region: 273-1673 (466 amino acids)
Biological process (GO): intracellular glucose homeostasis; glucose 6-phosphate metabolic process; glycolytic process
Cellular component (GO): cytosol; mitochondrion
Molecular function (GO): D-glucose binding; mannokinase activity; fructokinase activity
Source: RefSeq, a predicted model, not a curated record
GAAUCUUUUGUCAAACGAACAACUAUCACGAAGUUUUCAAGACAAUUACAAAAAUCAAAAGAUAUCAUUUUCAAAAUUUUUCGUCUCUAAUUCUUAAAAUUUUCUAUUUUUUACCAUUCCUUUCUAAUAAAAUUUGUAUUAAUAAAUUGAAGAUAUUGGAUACCGAUACUAAGGUGUGCUCAAUAGAAUAACAAAAAUCGCAACGAAAAAAGGAAAUCAGGAACAAGGAAAUUAGUUCAAAGCAAACGACAAACAGAAAACACAAAUAAAAGAUGGGCGAAUUAACACGAUUACGAGAAUUUUUAAACGAAUUAAUUCCAAGUGAAGAUCAGUUUAAGCGUUUAUAUCAAAACUUCUGCGCACAAGUACGCAAAGGCUUGGGCGCGAAGACCAACAAGGAAUCAGAUACCAAAUGUUAUCUGACCUAUGUACAGGAUUUUCCAACCGGCAAUGAGACGGGUAGAUAUUUAGCACUCGAUUUGGGUGGAUCACGGUUUCGUGUGCUGCUCGUCACGCUGAAGGCCGAUCACGAGGCCGAACAAGUGACCAAGAUUUUUGACUUAUCAGAGAAGGAAUUGCGCGGUAGUGGUACACAACUUUUCGAUUACAUCGCCAAGUGUCUGCACGAGUUCGUCUGUGAGCAAAAAGUCGAAGCCGAACACAUGUCACUGGGCUUCACAUUCUCAUUUCCUUGCGUGCAGACCGGUUUGAGUCGCGCUACACUGGUGCGUUGGACGAAAGGUUUCAACUGUACAGACACAGUUGGUGAAGAUGUGGGUGUUAUGUUAAAGGCGGCAAUCGCACGACGUACUGGACUUAAAAUCGAUAUGGUUGCCAUAUUAAAUGAUACAACCGGUACGCAAAUGUCCUGCGCCCAUCGCAAUCCGGCAUGUAAUAUUGGUUUGAUUGUCGGCACUGGCUGUAAUGCCUGCUAUACGGAGAAGGUGGAAAAUUGUGAACGUUUGGACUCGAAAUAUAAGGACCGACCUAAAAUUAUCAUCAAUGUGGAGUGGGGUGCUUUCGGCGAAAAGGGUGGUCUAGAGCAUUUACUAACCGAUUACGAUAGAAUUGUAGAUAAAAACUCGUUGAAUGCGGGCGCACAGAUCUAUGAAAAAAUGGUAGCAGGUAUGUACAUGGGUGAACUGGUACGCUUGGUUAUGUUGCGCGCCGUUAAUGAGAAUUUGGUAUUCGCACAAUGCAAGCUGCGCAAAUAUAUCACAGACAUACUAACGAAGAAGCCAAAUUGCAUUGAAACGAAAGUACUCUCUGACAUAGCCAACGAUAAAGGUGAUGACUGGCCUUUGGUGAAGGAUGUAUUCAAAAAUAUAUUUCAUUUAAACGACGCGGAUCCUGAAGACUGCAUGAAAUUCAAAUAUAUCUGUGAUGUCGUGGCGAAACGUGCCGGUAACAUGCUAGGCGUUACAUUGAGCGGUUUGGUGAACAAAGUUGGCGAAAACUUCACUAUCAUCGGUGUGGACGGCACCGUCUAUCGCUGUCAUCCGAACUUUGAUGGUUAUAUGCGCGAAACGUUGGAUCAAUUUGUAGAGAAGGACUACAAAUAUGACAUUAUGCUCUCAGAGGACGGUUCUGGGCGCGGUGCUGCAUUGGUGGCUGCUGUGGUACAUCGGGAGUAUAUUGAGAGAAAAUCACUCAAUGCGAGAUUGAGGCAAUGACCAUUGGAAAUGCCUCGAUUAUUCACGUGCAAGUCAUAAUUAAAUUCACAACUUCUUUGGGCACACCUCAAAUUGGAUGAUGAUUUAAAAGCAGUAAAUAUAAAAAAAAUUUGAAGACUCCUACACAUUGUGUUUAAUGCAUUGAACAAUAAUAAACAGAGGACAAAGUAUAAUAAAUAGUAAAACAGAAUCAAUAA